Tricharina praecox is the source of this 457-nucleotide messenger RNA. RefSeq lists its product as uncharacterized. The transcript is spliced from 3 exons. Lineage: Eukaryota; Fungi; Ascomycota; Pezizomycetes; Pezizales; Pyronemataceae. The record is from RefSeq and is a predicted model, not a curated record. The coding region runs from base 29 to 451 and encodes 140 amino acids.
UAUCCGAUCCAUCCAACCGCCGGCCAAAAUGAUUUCACGCAUGCUGUUGCUCCCCCUAGCCCUCGUGGCCCUCGUCCUCGCCGUCCCACCCAACAUCGCCUACGAUGCGCAGGGGAAAGUGAUGCCAUUGCCGGCCGGCCAGCAACGUGACUCCAUAAACCUCAACAUCAACCUCCCAUCCCUCAACAUCAACACGGACGACCUACGGGACUGGUUCGACCGGUUCAAGGCGCUGGCAUCGGAGUACCUCCCCGCGCAGCCGGAGGCGGAUGCAGAAGCGCGGAGGAAGCGCCGUCAGUGGCUCGAGAGCAUGCUCGAUUGCCAGGAGGAGUGCGUCAAGUGGCAUGAGACUCGCACAGACGACUGGAGAACGUGCAAUAUGUGCUGUCGGCAAGAGGCUGGACACCACGCGAAGGGGUAUUGUGGCGCGGUCAUGGGGAGGGAGUUGUAGUGCGGG